AUGGCUUCCAGCUCCGUGUUUGCCGCGGUGCUACUCCUCUCCCUUUCUCUACCCUUCGUUCUUGCUGGAAACGCUGCUGGCGCGGAGCAAUCGUCUCAGUCCAACUACGAGUAUGACGCGAACGGCAACAUCAUCCUCUCUUCCGCCGGGAACAACAACCAGAACGGCAACGGGCAGGGCACAUCUGCGGACUUGAUCGAUUGGUACAACGACCAGGAGUACCCGACCUGCCCGCUUAAGGCCUGCCCACCUUUCAAGCACUAUUGCUCGGGCGGCAUGUGCAACGACACGGCCGGCAUCCUCGGCCGCUGGAGGCUCCCCGAGCAGUCGUCGCUCGUGUGCCCGCCGGGGCGCGCCAACCCCAAGCCCAACAACGAAUGGUGCAUCGGAGAGCUCACGCCGUCGCAGUGCUGCAAGGCGUGCUCCGACAGCAAGGAGCCGUGUGCCAUGUGGCAGCACUACAUUGGAACCGUGAACCCGUCCGGCAAGUGCCUCAAGUGCGGUAUCUGCUGGCUGUACCCGCCCGGCACGGCGCCGCGGUGCGAGACUCAGCUGGACAACAACAACGGCUACCGUAUCAAGUACAACUGCUCGCGCAUCGGCGGCAGCUGCCCCUACACCAAGAAUGACCCGCACUUCCAGGGCGCGCAGGGCACGCGCUUCGAGUUCAACGGCGCUCCGGAGAAGACGUUUUGCCUGCUGACCGAUAGCAACGUGCACGUGAACAUGCAGAUGCGCGGAUACUACGACACGCGCACCGUCGGCGCGACGGUUCUGCGCAACGGGAAGGCUGUGCGCACGUGGAUCCGCGCGCUCGGGUUCGUGUGGCGCGCGGCGGCUGGGGAGGCGGAGCACAAGUUCCGCCUGGUUGCGCGCGCGGGGAAGCAGCAGGAGCGCGGCGACGGGUUCCUGGAUCUGGCGGAGAUCGACGGGAAGGCCCUUCCGCGCAUGACCAAGGAAGGGGAGACUCUCUCGCUCCCCGGAGGCCUCGCCUUCACUUAUGUCGGGGUCGAGUCUGGCGGGUUCGUGAAGGACGUGUACCGUGUGACUAUUGCGGGGCUUCUGGACAUGGAGAUCAAACUGCGCGUCGCGCACCCUCUGUUGCAAACACCUGACGACGCCGAGGCGCACAUCAACUUGGCGUUCGACGGCGUGGAGGCGACGGAGCAGGUGCACGGAAUCAUCGGACAGACGUACCGCGAGGGCCGCGAGAAGCGCGCCAUGGACUACAACACGCUCGCGCACGCGCUCGGACACCCCGUCGCGGCGGACGCGGCGGAGGGCGCGGGGUUCCUGGACGGGAAGACUGCAGACUACGAGCAGCAGCAGCGCCUCGCGCUCUACCUCGACCUGCUCUUAGACUGGAACCAGCGCAUGAACCUGACAGCAGUCACUAGUCGCGCAGAGGCAGAGCAGCGCCACAUUGCCGACUCUCUAACGCUCAUCCCUGUUAUCCUGGCCCUCACCGCACCACCGCUCUCAACCGUGCCACUUGCUGCUGCACCGCUCCCCGCCGCGCCCCAUCCGACCACACCCCUCCCUACCGAACCACUCGCUACCGCGCCAAUUCCCCCUGAACCACUCACCACCGCAUCACUCCCCACCUCACCACUCUCCACCGCGCCCCCUGCUUCUGAGCGUCCUCUAGGACCCCCCUCUGUCGCACCCUCCCCUGCUGUGCCACAUGGCGCGCUGCGAUUGGUGGAUGUGGGCACGGGAGCGGGGCUGCCAGGGAUCGUGCUAGCAGUGGCCCAGCCCACGUGGCACGUCACCCUGGUGGAAUCUCUAAACAAGAGAUGCGAUUUCCUCUCGCAUGUGGUGCAGCGGUUGGGGCUGACUAAUGUGCAAGUGGUGUGUGGGAGAGCAGAGGAGGUGGGGAGGGACCCCGUUCACAGGGAGGCCUACGACCUGGCUGUAGCGCGGGCUGUAGCGGAGAUGAGAGUCCUCAAUGAAUUGUGUCUGCCUCUGGUUCGAGUGGGAGGUGCCUUCGUAGCUGCUAAGGGGCCCAACCCUCAGGAUGAGGUGGCAGCAGCAUCCAACUCUGCUUCCCUGCUUGGUGCACAACUUGCUCGAACCUAUGAAGUCGCAUCUUCGAACACCAACGGCCAGCGCACAGCAGUCGUCUACAAGAAGCUCGAGCCAACUGCUUCCAAGUACCCGAGACGGCCAGGAAUGCCCCUGUGA
Closterium sp. Naga37s-1 is the source of this 2184-nucleotide messenger RNA. Lineage: Eukaryota; Viridiplantae; Streptophyta; Zygnematophyceae; Desmidiales; Closteriaceae. The record is from the annotation of a GenBank genome assembly.